AUGCGUUGGGAAUUUAAAGUAGAUAAUUCAUUUGAAAAUCGUCGUAAAGAAGGUUUACGUAUUCGUCGUGAAUAUCCUGAUCGUAUACCGACUAUUGUUGAACGAGCACCACAAUCACAUAUUCAAGAAUUAUCAUCAAAAAAAUUUUUAGUACCAAAUGACCUAACAGUGGGGCAAUUUUAUUUUCUUAUUCGAAAACGUAUUCAAUUACCACCUGAAGAUGCUCUAUUUUUUUUUGUUAAUAAUACAAUUCCACAAGCAUCGUUAACUAUGGGUGAUUUAUAUAAACAACAUGCUGAUGAAGAUCAAUUUUUAUAUGUGGCAUAUAGUGAAGAAUCAGUGUUUGGAUAA
Molecule: messenger RNA, 351 nt
Organism: Didymodactylos carnosus
Lineage: Eukaryota; Metazoa; Rotifera; Eurotatoria; Philodinida; Philodinidae
Source: the annotation of a GenBank genome assembly